AGAGAGAGAGAGAGAAUACAUCCUGCUUUACUUUGAUAGGGGAAAACAGCAAUGUGUGCUUUUUAAGUGUGGAGAGAGGCCGAAGCAGAAAGAGAGGGGGAGCGAAGGUCGAAGGGUUGACGUUUUGACGGAUGAGCACGGAACAUCCCGAAGCGCCCCGACGGAGAGAUAUAAUUACAGCACGCAUGGGCUUUCUUCAUUCAGGUGUAAAAGAGCCGGAGAGAGAGGGGUGACUCGGAGAGAUCGAAAGAUAGAGGACUGAGUGGAGGGCGGAGAGAGGAGAGAGUUUAUGAACAACGGGAGGACAUUCAAGUUCAAGCAUAUCAUCUGCUGUAUGACUUCAUCGUCUAUUUACAGUCUAGGAGUGCCAUCGUGCUGAAAGUAUUACGACUUAAUUGGAAAGAGAUAUGCAGACAAGAAAACAAUUAAAUUAGCCCAGAGUCAGCCAUAGGAAACAGACCUCAUUAAAGCUGUGAUUCACAACGAUGUGGAAGAUAGUCCGAUGGAUAAAAACAAAGUUGUAAAAUAGGCCUUGUUAUUGUAACGGGAAAGCUUGCGCUUCAUCUACCUAACAUUCAGGGUUUUUUCUCGGCUGUAUAGCGCUGGAUAAACACCAAGGAAUGCUUUCUCGGGUAGCUUCCUUUCUACUCACACAGUAACUUCGAUCGCGUAAGGAUGCGGCCUGUUGUUUUGAGUCUUUUAGAAUAAUAUUUGAAUUUUUUUGAAACCCGGCGGAUUAUCAGGAUGAUUAUGGGAACUUGGAAGUUGCUUAAUCGGAGUUGUCUUGGCAACGGGAUGCAGCCGGUGGGAGACAGGGACUGCCCCACCCCCGAAUACAGACCGAGCAACAUCAACAACAAGGCGCAUCUCCUCCAUCCCAUCAUGGAGCGCCGCGAUCGCGUCUUCAAGCACGUCUUCAAGGGGUCAGUGUUGGUCACCACGCUAAUGGAACACGACCCCCACCGCUUCCGGAGCCGGGCCAGGGCCAUUAAGUUUGCCCAGUGGUUGCUUGACCAUAACCAUAUAGAGAGUAUCGUCGGACAUAGCGGGUUUGAGGACAGUGUGCAUUUGUACAGAUGGUCGGACGAAACAGUGGUAGACCAGGCGAGAAAAAUCGUCACGAACUCGGCUUACAUUCCAAAGAAACGCCUCAUAGAGUUGGUGGAACUGAAUUUUGGCGGGAGUGAGGAUAGUGAUACGAGAUCGUUGAACAGUAGCAUGAGCAGCGAACCUAAAAGUCCAAGGUUGCAGAAGAGAAAUAUCAACGGUUCUCUUGGCUCUCCGAUGUCACCAAAAAUUAUCGACUUUUGCAAGUCCCCAACUACCGUACAAAAGAGCAUCAAUUCACGGGAUAUUAAAAACUCCACCCCGCUCUCGACGCCAUUGUCGUUUUGGGAAAAACGCAGUCGAGAGGGAAGCGUUUCCAGCACUCUCUCCUCCAGCACGGCGGCUUCCAAUUCAAGACAGACUACGCCCCAGAUAACCCGACCGGCGGAGAGACUCCAUUUUGGAAAUUCGGAACAAGGUUCAACUCCACAUCAAAAUUUCAACCCGGGAUACUCUCCUUCUCCGACACCCAGCCUCGAACAAAAACAUCCGGACAAAUCAUUUGAUAGUCCGAACAAUAACAACAACAAUACAUUUGUUGCCAAAUCCUUCCAAGAAUUAGCGCUUCAGAAGAAACCUCCCACCCCGACAAAAAACAGCAGACGACAGGGAGAGGAAGCGGGAAACCACACGCAAAAUGGCGGGUCGAACAAGGUCAAUGACGAUGAUAUGUGCUUCUCCGACAACGAGAAAACCCUCCUGGAGAGAAUGAAAAAAAUGGAGAGCAAACACCAGGGUGUUGUGAAAGGAUACGAAGGCAGAAUAAAUGAACUGAUGAAUAAAAUGCACGAACUGAAACAAAUUGCAGAGCUUCUGGAACAGUCUGGCAACAAGUCAAUGCCGGGAGUUAACGGACAUUAUGGCCAAAGAGAAGAUAGACCCAACAUGGGAGAAAACCAAAGAGUACAAGUGCAAACGGUCUCAAUGAUACCUCCAGAGUCGCCGAAAAUAUCCUCACGAGAGGCCAGGACGCCGGCGUCUCCCCGCCCCCCUCCACCCCCGGCCUCUCCAGCCUUAACACCUGCAGCAGGGACGCACGUUUUGGCACCCCCUCCACCUCCUCCGGCCCCUUUGAUGACUCGUCAACCCGCAGUGGUCCCCAGGAAGCCCCCAGUGCGGCCCCGCGUGAAGAUGCGCCCCCUCUACUGGAACAGGGUCGUCUUGCCCACCAAGGGGAGCGUGGUGUCUGAAGAUAUCACCAUCUGGAAUGAAGUGACAGAACCAAACUUUGACGUGGAGGAAUUUGAAGGGCUUUUUGGUAAACCGCGUAGCCAGAGUAGUGAUGGCCACGAGAUGGCGACACAAGACGCCACAUCGUUAAAACGACGGGGUAACAAAGUACAGCCGGUUAAGGUACUGGAAGCCAAUCGCUCGCGCUCUGUGGCCAUAUGGCUUCGUAGCCAGCAGUGUAAGCUGGAGAAUGUCCACAGUGCAAUUUACGACCUUGAUUUCAACAAAGUAGACUUGGACAGUUUGCAAACACUGAGAACAAUCAUCGCCACUCCUGAAGAACUGGAAAAACUUCACCAGCAAGUCAAGGCUAAAUCUGCAGCUCCCCUCGACGAACCAGAUCAGUUUUUGCUCGACUUGUCCAAAAUGAGACACCUCACCGAGAGAAUAGAGUGUCUCCUGUACAAACGCACCUUCACGGAAGCCAUGUUUGAUACAGACCAACAGCUAACCUAUCUGUUAAGUGCGUGUGACGAAGUGAAGAGCUGCAAGACUCUAAAGACGCUCAUAGAGCUGGUGCUUGCUUUUGGGAACUACAUGAACGGAGGGACUCAGAGAGGCCAGGCGGACGGCUUCGAGCUACAGGCGCUCAGUAAAGUGAAAGACAUCAAAAGUGUGGAUGGCAGUAUAAACCUACUCCAGCACAUUAUUCGCACCUACUGCAACGAGUUUGAAGAAAACUCGGGCAAGAAUACCUCUAAAUUCGACGUCCCCGAAAUGCAAACUCUCCAACAGGCAGCCUCGGUUUCGCUGGACGAAAUCAAAGCGACCUUGGAGAGGACGCAGGACGAGCUGGCGAGACACAAAACUAAGGCGGAGAAAAUCUACGAAGAGACGGAAGCUCAUCUCAUUCAACCUUUCAAGAAUUACAUGGAGGAGUUUUUUGAGACAGCCGAGGACACUCAUCUCUCCCAGAUGCAGAAGUACACCGCGUCCACCUUUUCGUUUGAAGGUGUUGUAGCCUUCUUUACCUUUCGAAAUGAAAAUGAUCAGGCCACUCCAAGCGCGUUUUUCGGUAUUUGGGUGUCGUUUUUGACCGACGCAUCAGCUUUAUGGAAAAUAGAACAGAGGCGUAUAGCACGAGAGAUGUUCGAGAGAGUCCAAAGCAGACGCAAGACCCGCGCCGCCACCACCAAAAUAGCGACCAUCUCACACACGGAGCUUAAGGCGAAAUUUUCCACCCAUGGACAGCAACAGAAAACCAUCAAAUUCCAGCAGCUUAACCCAAAGGUCGGCUUUCAAAGCAGUCAACAACCUACCUCAAACAACGCCUUAACAAAUGGAAGAAAAACACCCGACACACUUCUCAGAACUGACCACCAACAACAGCAGAACCAAGACUCGCCCCCUAGCUACCCGCCCCCUCCACCCCCUGUGGGAGAUGACACCCCAGGGGGAGAAGGCUUCUCAUCGUCAACCAAUGGAAGUUUAGGAAGAGGGCGGGUGAACGCUAUCAAGGACAUGUUCCAGCAUCACCCUGCAGACGACAGACGCGACACCCCUUCCCCGCCGCCCCUACCUCCCCGUAUUCGACCAGUUCGGCUGUCCUACAUCUCCUCUAAGCUUAGCAAGAGUUCGGAGGAGCUGGACACCAGCGGGCUGGAGAGAAUCCACGAGCUGAAAUUCAUGAAGGCCAGGGAUCGCACCCCUCUCUCGCCGCUCUCUUUCUCCACGGCGGCGCAGUCGGACAGCAUGGAAGAUAUUUUGGCUAACGAUUCUCUCUCGUCCGGGGGUGGUACUCCACACUCUGGGCACUCCAGUAAAAAUAAUGUGUCAUCCUCUGGUGGGGAGUGCACCCCCCGGUCCCUGCCUUCUUCCGGGAGGGACGUCAUGUCUCCGACAUUGUCUAAUUCGUCUGCGCAUUCAAAUGCUGCUGUGAAAAGCAGAGAUAUUUCUUCGAGUUUGUCGCCGCCGUCAAAUAAUUUCAAUCUCGCCGACAAAGACCGACAAAGCUCUUCAAUGGUUGGGAAACCCGGAGAAAACCGACCGGUUUCGGCGUUUUCGAGUCUGUCUCCGAAAGUUAUACGACAGUCUUUCAAUAGCAGACGACAAAAUGUGAAUUUUCAGCAACAACAGCUACAGUCACCAAAGCAGCAUUACCCGGUUCUGGACUUCAAAGCCAUCGCUCUUUCUCCAAAAUCUGGCGACAAAGAUUCAGAGCCUUCUACCCCGGGGGUCACCGUCAAUGGGAUGACGAGAAACCCCCUCGCGUCAUUAAGCGGCACCGAGGACGACACCCUGUACCUUACAAUGAAUAACCGACGCUCGCAGCCGCCGCAAACCAACUCCCACGAUGACAGCCGAGACUAUAUCGAGAUGGACACGGCGCGCGCUAUUCAGCAGAGCGGCAGCCCCCCUCCAGUCGUCCUGCCCAACGGCUUUAAGACCCCCGACCUUUUCAUCAUCAGGAACGGACACAACGGAGAUGAGGUCAUUAGCAGCUCCUCGGCGUCUAGCUCCCUCCAGAGGCCAGACAAGAAGUACACGUUUAGAAGAAUCUCGGAGACAGGGUCAGAACAGUCGAUCAAGAAGGGUUCUGGCGGUGGCAGUGCCCCUGGGUCCCCGGCGCCGCCGAAACCACAGCGGACAUUCAUGCAGUACGGAAAGCCAGGGUCUGACAUGAACAGUAACUAUAUGAAUGAUAAGGGUUGGCGGAGGUCCUUUGGGAAGGGAAAAGUCCAAGGCAAUAAUACCAUUCCGUAUGAAAGCGCCACUAACUCUUCCAAAAAUCUUCUCGGUGGAAAUGACGUAUCGUAUAUGGCUGUUUGAUGCUUGAAUAUAGCAUAAUAGAGGAAAUUUUAGUGUUUUAUUUGAAAACGCACAUUUACAAAAUAUGUAUCGAUAGAGGAGACGGACAUUUUGAUAUGGGGAAACGGUAUUAUUUCUUUUCCACAAAAACAAAAAUCUAAAAUGCAUCAUCCAGCUUAAGUACUGCUACAAAGGUGUCUAUGUAUCAUCUCUGUGAAGAUUUUAAAAAAAUCGUAAAUCUUAAACAUUACUUAAAAAUUGCAGUUGAGCUUGGUUAACAGAUUUAAGAUUAUUUUUCAAAACUGGUCGAGAUAAGAUCACAUAUGUCUGUACCGACAGAGAUUCUUGCUGGUGGUAACUGUUAUUUUUAUUUCCCUUUUGGGAAGUUAAAUAUUCUGACGGCCUUCAGGGUCAAAGAGUAUUGUCAAGUCAAUAUAACACAUUGUAUCUAGUUUAAUGUCGAGACAUACCUCAUUAAAAUGUCAUUUUACGAAGCUGCAAUAUAUAUGAGAUGGAACUUAAAUUCAUGUGUUUCAUUUUUAUUUAAGAUUAGA
Molecule: messenger RNA, 5639 nt
Organism: Lingula anatina
Lineage: Eukaryota; Metazoa; Brachiopoda; Lingulata; Lingulida; Lingulidae
Biological process (GO): actin nucleation; cortical actin cytoskeleton organization; intracellular signal transduction
Cellular component (GO): cytoplasm; actin filament; cytoskeleton
Molecular function (GO): microtubule binding; actin filament binding
Source: RefSeq, a predicted model, not a curated record